Salarias fasciatus (jewelled blenny) is the source of this 1188-nucleotide messenger RNA. It is a transcript of the gene rfxank, whose product is annotated as regulatory factor X-associated ankyrin-containing protein. The record is from RefSeq and is a predicted model, not a curated record. Gene Ontology annotation, molecular function: protein binding. Lineage: Eukaryota; Metazoa; Chordata; Actinopteri; Blenniiformes; Blenniidae. Gene Ontology annotation, cellular component: nucleus. Gene Ontology annotation, biological process: positive regulation of transcription by RNA polymerase II. Bases 241 to 927 code for a protein of 228 amino acids. The transcript is spliced from 9 exons.
UAGAUCGUGAGAAACUAUAGUUCUCCCUUUCAGGAUGCCAGAAUUCGCCUUUCGCCUUGGUCCAAACGUAUUUUCCUCGUUUUCGGUGAAGAUAUUUUCUAGUCAUAUGAGCGACAUUUAAAGCACUCUCUGUGCAGUUCGAAGAUCAGUAAGAGCCAUCGUGUAGUCUGAGAUAUUUUACUUUCAGUUUUCAUAAAAGGAAGUGAGCGCGAUUCACGCUGUGAGGCUAAAUGUGUGAUCAUGGAGAGCAGAGGUGAUAGUGAGGUUGCAGAUGGCCAGCAUGUUGGUGCCCGUGUAUGUGCCUCGGAGUCAAGAGAUGAGAGAUCCCAUGAAAACAUGGACCUGGUUGAAGAUGAUUUGUUCAAACACUCCACCACUCUGACCAACAAGCAGCGAGGGAAUGAGGUUACAGUACGCCCAGCAACACUAGACUCUUUGUCCAUACAUCAGCUGGCAGCUCAAGGUGAAGUUUUACAAGUGGCUGCACAUUUGAGUAAAGACAGUUCACUCCUCAGUGGACAGGAUGAACGAGGAUUUACUCCUCUCAUGUGGGCAGCAGCGUUUGGAGAGAAAGCAGUGGUCGACUUUCUCCUGGAAAAGGGUGCUGACCCCAACACUAUUGCAAGAGAGCGAGAGAGCGCUCUGACCCUGGCCAGCUCUGGAGGUUAUGUGGACAUUGUGGUGUCUCUACUGAAACAUGGAGUUGACAUCAACACUUAUGACUGGAAUGGUGGUACUCCUCUUCUCUAUGCUGUGCGAGGGAACCAUAUCAAAUGUGUAGAGGCACUACUUGCCAAAGGAGCAGACAUGACUAUUGAGUCCGAUUCUGGCUACAGUCCAAUGGCCUUAGCUGUGGCUCUGGGUCACAAAAAAAUUCAGAAAGUCUUGGAGGAUCAUAUCCUGAAACUCUACAAGCGGCCAACAUGACAGUAAUAAAAACAACUACAAAGGACAUUUUGAUACAGGCUGAUCUGAAAUCCAUGACCAGUUAUGAUCUUGUGAGAUGACGAAUACAUCUUUCACGACUGAUAUGACCAUAUGGCGACAUUCCCCAAGCAGACUGCAUAGUUCAUUUUUAUUUCAUUUAUACACAUUGCAUUGUGCAAAAAUGUACAGAAAACAAGUACAAUUUAACGGUUGUGCAUCAGAAAUGCUUGUCUGAAGAGCAGCAGAGGAAUGACAGUGUAC